Molecule: messenger RNA, 3601 nt
Organism: Amoebophrya sp. A120
Lineage: Eukaryota; Dinophyceae; Syndiniales; Amoebophryaceae
Source: the annotation of a GenBank genome assembly
GGAAAAUAAGUAGUUUCCCUGGGUGGUCCCCCCCUUGCCAUUCCGGUGUUUUGUUUCUGUCUUUGACUUCAUCCUCCUGACCGCUUGCGGUUUUCAAGAAACAUCAAAUUGCAAAUUAAUUGUUCGCUUGUUUUUCAGAAUCAUCCACGGCAGAAAAAAAUGCUGACCAGGCUCACCUCUACUGGUGGUCGACGACGAGAAGGACAAGCAGGUAUUAUUGACAAGACGUGCCCGCCGGGUGCCCCACUAUCACGGCAAGACGUCAACAUGGCUUCAAAGAAGCACCUUCCUUGGAAGGGUCCUUUUCAUCGCAAGUGCCUGUUCAACAACAGUUUUUGUUUCGGCCCACACACUGCAGCCCAUCACGCUCUUCAAAAAGCGGCGUACGGUGCGCCGGCUCCCGAGAAGCACGUUGGGCAACAACGUUGAGUUUCCACGACGCACUCGGGACGGUAAAAAUACAGGCGGGAAAGAUAAUGACGAAGGAGAGGCUCCGGUCUUCGUGAGCAGAUCUUCUUCCUCUACUGCAGUAGGGGACAAUGUUGUCGAGGAUGAUCUGGAUGAACCGCCGACGAGGACCUCCGUUGAGCUACAACUACAAGAGUCCUCGCAGGACGAGAGGAAGCUGCAGCAGCAAGCGGACGCUGGUCAGCUCCUUGAGAAUCAGACGGUGUUCUUUAUUAUGACAAAGCACCAGCACCAGGUGGACAAGAAGCGGUGGAUCAAACUACAGGUGGCGCGGAUGCGGCUAGCAAAAACGCAAAAGCAUACCACGCACACAAUCGAAAUAAGGCCUCCACUCUCAUUUCUGGAGGCUCUUCCACACCUGCUAAUGGGAAACAAGAAACUUCUCCGGCUGCAUCACAAGCUCGUGGAUCAGCUUCCUCUUUGUCCUCGGUUCUACAGGAAGAUGACGACGAGGUCGUGUAUCAGAACAGCAACACAACCUCUUUUGCGGAGCAAGGUGCAACUUCGGCGAGAAGCACAACUGGAGUUGUUGAACAAGAACGUCGCGGGUACAUGGGAGAAAGACGCAGGCGUGGGCAUAGGCUAUCAAUUGCAAAUAUGUCUGGGUCUGGAAGGAUGCAAGGUCUGUCAUGCACAUUUUGCAUGACUCGUGAACCUGAUGUCCUCUGUGAUGCAUGCCCUAGCAUCGCAGAUUUUGUAAGUGCUUCCUGAUGCCUAUACCGCAUUAGAAUGAAACUAUGCCUUCUCGCCGUGGCAAAAACUGGACUUCUUUUGCUGUUUAUGCAAUACAGAUCUUUGUAGAAUCCAAAUGCAGCAUCACAAUGUGCAUCCUUCCAGACCCAGACAUAUUUGCAAUGCAUAGCGGCCAGGAAUGAACGAAUGGAUUACGAUCAAUGGGGUCGAUUGCCUGUUUCAACACGGACCGGGACGGGUCGCCGAAAAGACGUGCGUGUAUGCAAGAAAAAAAAUGUGUAACUGUAAGUCUGUGAUGCAGGAAGUGCUAAACUGUUUACACUUGUCAUGCUAGAGGUGCGUCAUAGGCCACUUUCAUAAGGUGUUUCCACGUACUAGCUGCGCAUGACAGGUUUCCCUGUAAUUCAAAACGAAUUUGUGAUGCUGAUCUUCCUACAAAGUUACACUUACACAGUUUUUUUCCUGGAUAGCGUGAGCAAUCCCUUUAUUACGCUGAGAGACAAGCAUAGACGUCCGCUCAUGUCCGUGCGGGAUCACGAAGCGUAUUUUUUGUGGAAGUCGGACUUCGGGAUGGACAAAAACGCAAAGGAUCUUGCUGUCACCUAUUCGUGCGGUAUAUGCAUUGCAAAAAUAUCGUACUAGUACUAGUAGUAAUUGUUGCAUGCAAGCAUUACAACAAACGAAAUUUGUACUUUAGGAAGGAGAUUUGUCAUAGCAGCAAUUACUACGAGUGCGAUGCUUUUGCAGACCAUACGGUGACGAUAUUGGGGAAGUACGAGCACACAACUUCUUUGGCGGGUCUUAUGCGGAUGUAUUUGAAGUUAGCAUUAGCAAGCAGAAAGGCGGGCAUCAUGGCAUUUUCCCGAUUCCCUGGGGCGGAGCGGUUCAGUUUCGGGCGCACACCUGCGUCACCACUACCACUACCACGACAACGACGACGACAACGACGACGACGACAACGACGACUUCCACUUCUACCACGACCACGACUGCGGCAAUCGCAAUUUCAAGACCCAGAAUUAAAGUUGCUCCCGCGGAACAAAAAUCGUCGAAAACGGCCGUGCGGAAUAAAAAACCCUCGAGCAAAACCACGCCGGCACCCACACCAGCACCACCGGCCGCAAAGGAAGAUACAUUUAGUACGCCGGUGCCGACUGGUGCAGAAGAAGAUACCCGCACGUCGGCCAAUCGUGAAGAUGAACAGCUCCUAGGAGCCUCUACUUCGACUCAAAUUCACGCGCGCAACGCGAACGAAGCUCAGGCCUUGGGCGGAGCGGCGAGUGUGUCGCAUACUUCGCCCGUUGACUUGAAGGUCCUCUCGGCUCCGUCAGGCUCGCCUAUCGACCCCGCGAAACAAGUAUCCUGUGCAAAAGUAUCGUACUCGUAGUAAUUGCAAUCAUGCAUUGCAAAUUUUUUUCUCAAGGUACUUAAAUCCGCAUGACAAAUUUCUUUUCUCAUGCUGAGCGAAUUUGUCAUGCAUUUAUACGAGUACGAUACUUUUGCAAUGCAUCACAAGCGCAACAGCGGUGCGAGAAAGCGCAAGUGAUGUUCCGGGACAAGGGCUGCUGCGACUGCGGGACAUCGCCCUUGGUAUGAACUGCAAAUUACAUCGAUGUGGGUCUGAAACUGAAACGAUAUCAUGCGCAUGUUUCUUUUCAAUUGCACGCAGAGUUUAGAAUGCACACUUGAUUUCUGCGUGUAUUCUCUAAAAUGCGCAUCACACCUUUCCAGUUUCCAGGCCCAGAUUGAGAUUUGCAAUGCAUAGUUGGAAGCGGAGUGCAACGACUUGGUCAAGUACGCGGGAAGCAGUCCAGAUUUCGCGGGGUUGCAAUGUGACAUUCGAGAGAGUUGCGCGCUCAGUAGUAUGUGUUAGGUUCUUCUUUUUCGUAUCAUUUACAUUUACAUUUAUUUUGAGAACGUAGUACGCCACAUUAUAGUGGCGUAUGGUUUUUCUUUUUUUUGUUUUUCGUAUGAACGACGAAUUAUGCGUUCAGAAUCUGAAAGCAUACAACUAUGUAUAGGUGACUGACAUUCGAAAUGUUCUGUUGGGAUAAAAUUUAUUUUUCGAUCGCGUUUAGGAACAGGUUUUCUUUUUUCGAGCGUAACUGACACACUGCUGGAGAGGGUUCCUGUGUACCAGUGUACUGUUUUCUCAUUGCGCCGGUACAAUUUCAAAACCGCACUGCAGUCUAGAAAAAGCAUGCAAAUUUGUGGUCACAAGCACAGCUAAGUAAUGCAAUCAAAAAGUAGUGCUACAGCUACUUUUUUGGAACAGGAUUCUCAGAGUGAAAAAUUUUUGUGCUUGUAGUUCGUCCGUCGGUUCUAUAUGCUGGCGAACUACAAACAGACGGGCCGGCCGGCCCAGGGAAUUUUUUUUGUUGCUGUCGUUCAUCUAUGUGUCGUACGAAUCUACAGAAUGAUGCAGAUGAAAAUCGUCGCG